AUGGUCUCAUUAUUCUUUGAACGAGUUCUUCGAUGCACUUCAAUGAACAAUUCAACAGGAAAAUCAAAAUUGCCACUCAAAAAAUACACAGCUGCCGUGGGGCUACAAUUUAUUUUGUCAGGUAACGAGAGUGACGACAAAUUUAUGCGGUACAGUCUCUUCUCGGGAUACAAAAUUUUGGUACACGAGCCUGAUAUGUCAGUGCUCUCUUUGCGUUCUGGAUUUCAAAUAAGUUAUGGUGAACAAGUAGAAAUCGCUGUAGACGUCAUCAAAAAAAUAAAUAAUUUGUCCAAGAUUAACCGAAUGAAAUCUCCUCACGGCAUUUGUGACAACAGUUCAGGUUACAAUCCGAUCAAAUGCGAGCUGGAAUGUCUGGCUCGAGAAGUUGUCAGUUCAUGUGGCUGCAGACCCAUUUUUAUAGAAGGAGGUGGUAACGUCUCAAUUUGUGAUUAUUAUCAAGAACAAAUAUGUGGCACAUCUGUCUACCUUCAAUAUUAUGCCAACGUAUCGCACAAGGAUAACUGCUUUUGUCCUCCAAUGUGCCACGAGAUAACCUAUAAAGUUUCUGUGGACAGGUCAAAAAUUUCCGAAAGUUUUUUAUCCUCAAACAAAAACGAAAUGAAAUCCAAUUAUGUAAAAUUUUUAACUAAGAAUGAUAUUCACGCGAGAGUAUAUUUCAGGGACAUGCAGUACACAGAAAUUUCGACGCUGGAGGAAUACUCGGCAACAGCCCUGCUUAGUGAUCUGGGUGGAGCAUUGGGUCUCUUCUUGGGCGCAACAUUUUUGACAAUUGUCGAGAUUAUGGAUAUGUUGUGGGAUCUCUUCUUUCAUACGUAUUUGAAAAUUAUAAAAAAAAGUACAAUUAGCUCAGCUCUAGAAUAUGAUCCGAAUGAAUUGCCUGUCGUUAAUUAUUUGCCAAUUACUGGUAAGGUUACUGAUUGUGAUGAAGCUAUCAAGAAGGAUCUUAGCACAGACCAACUGUACUUUUUGAAAGCAUGUCUAGCAGUACAGCGUGGACGUCAGGCUUCUACAGAUAUUGAUUUCCUCGAGAAGAGUUUACCUGGAAAUAUAACGAAAGCCAACAGGAUUUUGCGUCUCUACAUGUCUAGAGAAGUGGCAUCUGAACCUCUCAGAAGAGUAACGCAUUUCAUUUUGAACUUUACGGACCCUCUUGGUUCAAAAUUAAAUCAAAUUCUUCUUGCCAAAAUGCCCGAUGUUCCAUGUCAUUCACAGGCAGUAGAGAGAACAAUUAAAGAUCUUAGCGCUGCCAGCUGUAGAGUUUAUGGGAGAAAGUCCCGUCAUGGCAUGGUGUUACAGAGUAAGAAAUCCAGAUUAGAGAUACCAAAAAUAGACAGCAAGAAAGAUUUUUUAACAGACAUUUAUACAGCGCCAAUUAAAUUAUUAUCUCAAAGGCGCCAUCAUAAAUAA
Helobdella robusta is the source of this 1428-nucleotide messenger RNA. RefSeq lists its product as hypothetical. Gene Ontology annotation, biological process: sodium ion transport. Lineage: Eukaryota; Metazoa; Annelida; Clitellata; Rhynchobdellida; Glossiphoniidae. The record is from RefSeq and is a predicted model, not a curated record. Bases 1 to 1428 code for a protein of 475 amino acids. The transcript is spliced from 7 exons. Gene Ontology annotation, molecular function: sodium channel activity. Gene Ontology annotation, cellular component: membrane.